Molecule: messenger RNA, 614 nt
Organism: Artibeus jamaicensis (Jamaican fruit-eating bat)
Lineage: Eukaryota; Metazoa; Chordata; Mammalia; Chiroptera; Phyllostomidae
Product: ropporin-1-like
Exons: 4
Source: RefSeq, a predicted model, not a curated record
AGGCGAAGGCUAAGCUCUAACAAAGCCGGCUCUCGCUCCACCUCUUCUGUCGCUCCAAGCCUAGGCCGGUACCGACCUUGCCCAAGUUCUACUGCUUUCCCUCUGCCAAGGGUGCCAGGCACCGAAUCUCUCACCGUACUUCCCGCCUGAGGCCAGGCACCGGGUGUCGGCUGGUGCCAGACAGCUUAUUUGGGAACGAACAUCAGCCCAACCAAUCAAUGCCUCAGAUGGAUAAGCAAAUAUGCAUUCCGCCGGAGCUGCCGGAAUUGCUGAAGCAAUUUACCAAAGCUGCCCUUCGGACACAGCCACAGGAUCUCAUCCAGUGGGCUGCUGAUUAUUUUGGAGCUCUGACCCGUGGAGACAUUCCUCCAGUGAGAGAUGGGUCUCAGCCAGUAGCCUCAUCUAACUUUGCAGAGCUUACACCUGAGCUGUUGAAGAUCCUGCAUUCUAGGGUUGCUGGCAGGCUGAUUAUCCAUGUGAAUGAGCUGGGCCAGAUGUGGAAGGUGCUGAGUCUCCCACCCGAGCUGUUAAAUAGUGUGAUAAAUGUGGGCCGCUUCACGGAGGAGAUUGAGUGGCUAAAGUUUUUAGCCCUUGCUUGCAGCGCUCUUGGUGUU